UACACAUUGGAACGGGUUUUGUUCCAACAAGACAAGCCCAAGGGUUUUUUUGUUUGUUUACAGAUGAAUGAAUAAGAGUUUUGGAGAGUGUGCAACAGAGAGAGAGAGAGAGAGAGAGUUAAAACGGCCCGUGGAAGUGGGAGGUGGGAAAAGAGUUUCCUGUUGUUGGACAAGAUCAGUCAGGACAGAGCGAGCGAGCGAGCAGCACAAAGAGACAGAAAGUUCAGACCGAGAGAGAGAGAGAGAGAGAGAGCGAGGAGAAGAUGGGGUUAGCUGUGCUCCUGCUUGCUGCGUUGGCAUUGCCGUGCGUGUCCUGGGCUGAGACCGCAGGAAACAGCACCGCUCUCGGACAGGACCGGACCGCUCAGGAUAUCCAGAGUGACUGGGUGAGAGGGAGAGGAGACACUCCAGACAUCGAGGAGCCCGUGCCCGAGCCCGAGACCGAACCCGAACCCGAGCCCGAGCCCGAACCCGAGCCCGAGCCCGAGCCAGAACCCGAGCCCGAGCCCGAGCCCGAACCCACGGCUGCCGAAUCCGACUACGAGAGCAACUACAACUACUUGUUGUCCAGGCUGGCAGCGAUGGACCAGGCCAUCCAUAAGCUGAACGUGGGCCAUUACACGCUGGACGUGAAGGUGAGCCAGCUGCAGGACCGGUUGUUGCGGAUGGAGGGCAAAGUGGCCGACGUCGAGGACUCCAUCCACGACGUCUCGAACUUCUGCAAGGACAACCGCAAAGAAAUCGGCCGCCUGGAAGGUUGCGUUAAGGGCCGGAAAGUGGGCCAGAAGUGCUUCCUGGUGUACCGUGUGUACGACACCUACGUCGGCGCUUCUCAGAAAUGCCAGGAGCGCGGCGGACGCAUGGCGAUGCCGCGAGAUCGCCGUGAACAAGAGGCUCUGGCUGAGUACGUGAAGCUGGCGUUACCCGGUAGCAACUGGCCCGUGUGGCUGGGCAUCAACGACCUGCGCUCUGAGGGGCUCUACCUGUUCGACGACGGCACGCGCGUCACCUAUUUCCAGUGGCGGAAGCACUUCCUGUCCAGCCAACCCGACGGCGGGAAACGCGAGAACUGCGUCGCCAUGUCCUCCGACGACGGAGACUGGUGGGACAACUACUGCGACCGGCGCAUGUACUACCUGUGCGAGUUUGAGGCUUGACCUCUGACUCCGACGUGUUCCUGUAAUUAGGGGUGGAGCCCAAUGUCAUAUAACUCAAAUCUAAAAGGUGCAGUUUGUAAUGUUUUUCUCUCCAGCCUUCCUCCACAAACAACCGCCAGACAUCUGUUGAAACGACGUAUUUCCCGUGAGCCGAGCGGCUGUUUCCCAGCUGGGGGGCGGAGCUCAUUUCAGGGCCAGAAAUACAGUAUGUAAACCCAAGGCCUGAAACUAAUCAAUUGAACGUCUCACUUAUCCUUCGAUUAGUUCAAAACGACGUAGGAGUAUUAUUUUCUCGCCGCUGAAAUACGUGACACACUGUAGCUUUCUCUUCGAUGACGUCCUUAUUAUUAUUAUUAUUAUUAUUAUAGAAAGCCUUCUUUCUCACGCGUACCGUCACGUCCGUAAUAACGUCCCGCCUUCUACUUAGGGGACGUAGUUAAACGAGUACUUUUAACCGCUUCGUCGCUUCUUUACUUACAAUUUAACGCACAUGGAGUUAACGAUAAAAAGGUAUUCUCUGUUACAAACAAACAAAUAAACAAAUGAAAAGGGAAGUUCCUGACUACUCCGACCGGAUUCAAAGGAAACCUUCUUAUUUCAUCGGAAUCCCUUUCUGUACUAUUCAUUUCCACACUAUUUUAACGCGAUACGGUUUAUAAAUGUACCUGGUGUAUAUGUAUAUAAAUAUAUAUAUUUUAUAUAACGACCGGAUGCUUGUGGCGGUUUGGGGGGAAAAUAAAUAAAUAAACGGUCGGAUGUGGCUGCAUUCAAUAAAAGUCUAUAGUUUUUAGAUUAUUUCACAUCUUUUCUACAACUGUGGGAAUAGAAUUCCACUUUGUGAAGGGAUUUCCACACACACACACACACAUUUUUAUCUUUCAUAGUCAAUGAGCAUGAUGUUUUUCCUGUAGCGAGGGUUGAGCAAUAUUUCACUGGAAUUGUGGAUUAUACCGUAGCGUCCCAUUCCACUGGUAUGAGUAACAUUCGUCAAUGAUAUAAACAACGAUCCGCCUGAAAUCGAAUCGAUCUGAAACAUCUACAGACCUGUUUCUGUCAGAUACGCUCCCUCCGUAUCUGUCGGUACUUGACCCUUCUUUCACGUUAAAGCUGAAAAAGUUGAACCCGAGGAAAGCUUUCCUAGAAACGAUGACGGGACGGAACGGCGUACGUUGUUCAGCCGGAACGUUGAAAGCGCUGAACGAGGUUGAUUAUCUGGUUACAGUGGUACAUGUUGAGUAGGGGAUAUAUAUUUAUUAGGCAGCGAGUGAACGGUCAGUCCUCGAAGUCGACGUUUUGGAAGCAGGAAAAAUGGGCAAGCGUGAGGAUCCGAGCGAGUUUAACGAGGGCCGGAUUGUGACGGCUAGACGACUGGGUCGGGGCGUCUGUAGAAAACGGCAGGUCUUUUGCGUAGUCAUACAGUAGACGGCCGUGUGUGUGUGUGUGUGUGUGUGUACGUCGCUUACCUGGGGAAGACACGGCACCAAGAUGCACUACGUGAAGAAGGCGAGCCGGCGGAUGCGGUGUGAUGGUCUGGGCGAUGUUCUGCUGGGAAAACCUUGAGCCCUGGUACUCAUGUGGAGGUCACUUUGAUACGCAUCAUCUACCUAAACGAUUAUUAUUGCAGACCAAGUACACUCCUUCACGGCAGUGAUGAUGCACCCUGCAAAAAUAGUUCAGGAACGCUUUGAACAUGACUAAGAGCUCGGACUCCAAAUUCUCCAGAUCUCAAUCUGAUUGAGCGUCUGUUGGACGUUCUGGACAAACGAGUCCGAUCCACCGCGGCCCCACCUCUCAACUUCCAGGACUUAAAGGAUCUGCUGCUAACGUCUUGGUGCCAGAUACCACAGCACACCUUCAGAGGUCUCGUGGAGUCCGUGCCUCGACGGAUUGGAGCUGUUCUGGUCACACAGAGCACAUACUAGGCAGGUGGUUUUAAUGUUCCGGCUGAUCGGUGUGUAUUUCUAUCAUAAUAUAUUAAACUACGCUGAACACUGGACGAGAGAGGUGAACGAGAGAGGCUGACGGAAAAUGAAGGUUUCUUGGCAGCCGAGUUCUCCCGAGAACGGAGAAGAAAUUCCUCAAGAACAUUUGCCAUCACUUUGGAAUGCUGCGAACUAUGGAAACGACGGACAAACAGACGGGCGGACUGCGAGGUCACGACGAAAUCGCUGGCGUUAAUCGGUGAAAAUAAUUCCAGGAAUAGCACACAGAUUUAAGCAGCAGGGAUUUUCCAGACGCUUGUUUUCCAUCCAGGGGCUGAAUCCACUGGCGGACCCUCGGUUCACAUUCGGGGCUCUAGUGAUGUGUCGUUUGCCAUCGGGUCGACUCGUCUAGAGAGUCGACUCGCCUAGACGAGCCACCAGUUAGGAUAAAAGGAUCGAAUAAAAUGUCAUGAAACCAUUUCAGCCAUUAGAAGAUCAAAUCACUGAUCAGUGAGCCAUUUGGGAUCUGAACGACUGAGUCGACUCUUAUUGGUGAGUCAAAUGAACCGACUCCCUUGAAAAAAAAAAGGUCAGAAAUCCUCUUAUUAUUAUUAUUAUUAUUAUUAUUAUUAUUAUUAUUAUACCUUAUAUAGGAUGUUCUGGGGAUUAAUCCAAGCACUUUUUCAGCUGUCAGUGCCUUACACCCUUAUUAUUAUUAUUAUUAUUAUUAUUAUUAUUAUUAUUAUUAUUAAGUGAAUUGACUCAUUUCACUAAAAACAGAUUAUCACACUGGAUCAGUAGUAGACCUGACCGUAACAUCUAACGUGCACUCGUUAGAACCUUCUGCCUCAAUUUCCUUCAAGUCCGUGCUUCGAGUAAGCUUUGCAUCUAAAACGCAUUACAAUAUAAAAGAAACACAGCUUUGCAUCAACUCGACGUUUAUUCAUUUCCAGCGCUGCUUUGCGAAGCCUCGCGUAAUCGAUACGUCACGUUUCAUUCCUAAACACGCCCCGCUCUUUAAAAAUAAGCACUCAAAAGACCCUGACGUGGGGAAAAAAAAAAAAAAAGAGAA
This is a messenger RNA of Ictalurus punctatus (channel catfish), 4151 nucleotides long. RefSeq names its product C-type lectin domain containing 11A (gene clec11a). NCBI's taxonomy places the organism in Eukaryota, Metazoa, Chordata, Actinopteri, Siluriformes, Ictaluridae. The record is from RefSeq and is a predicted model, not a curated record. The transcript is spliced from 4 exons. Bases 264 to 1157 code for a protein of 297 amino acids.